ACCAGUUGAAUUGCUACGGGUUGGAAGCAGUCAGAGAAACCUACAUGAGAAUAAAGACAGUGAAUAAAUACUUAGUUAAAUGUGAAAUUGAGGCGUUUUUACGCAACGGCAGAAAAGUGCAAAUGGAAAACUACACUGGAAAUGAAACGCAAGUUAUGUCGGAAUCUUACGCCACAGAAGCCAAGACCGGCGGGAAUGGUGUGCGGACGCUAAUUGGAUGCAUUUUGUUUGUUCUCAUUGUGUCGACACUACUGGGGAACACGCUCGUGUGCGCCGCAGUCGUUAAAUUCAGACACCUCCGGUCCAAGGUAACCAACUUUUUCGUGAUUUCUCUGGCUGUGUCAGACCUCUUCGUUGCCGUCCUCGUGAUGCCAUGGGAGGCAAUAUCCGAAGUGACUGGGACCUGGCUGUUUGGUAGAUUUUGUGGCAUAUGGAUAGCUUUUGACAUAAUGUGCUCGACGGCAUCAAUUCUUAAUCUGUGUAUCAUAAGCGUGGACAGAUACUGGGCUAUAGCAAGUCCUUUUAGAUAUGAACGGAAAAUGACCCACAGAGUAGCAUUUAUCAUGAUUGCAGUGGCGUGGACGCUGUCAAUUCUCAUAUCCUUCAUACCUGUCCAACUGAACUGGCACGUGGCCGAGGAGGAGACAUCAGCGGGAAACGUUAGCAACCACUCCGAGAACUGCAUAGCGAACUUGAACAAGACCUAUGCUAUUUUCACAUCACUGAUCAGUUUCUACAUCCCAGUUGUCAUCAUGGUUGCCACCUACACGAGGAUUUUCCGUAUUGCGCAAACACAGAUACGGAGGAUAUCCUCAUUGGAGAGAGCUGUGGAGCAAGCGCAAAAUAACCAACACCCAAACGUUUGCGCACACGAAAACGCAUUGAAAACUGCUUUUAAAAAAGAAACAAAGGUCUUAAAGACCCUCUCCAUUAUCAUGGGAGUUUUUGUUUUUUGCUGGCUGCCCUUUUUUGUCCUAAACUGCAUGGUACCUUUCUAUGACCCUCCGUGUGUAAGCGACACCACGUUCACAAUUUUCGUUUGGUUUGGUUGGGCCAACUCUUCGUUAAACCCCGUCAUUUACGCAUUUAACGCAGAUUUCAGAAAAGCCUUUACAACUAUUCUAGGCUGCAAUAAAAUGUGUUCAACCAAUACAUUGGAGGCUGUUAAUUUCAGCAAUGAAUUGGUGUCCUAUCACCACGACACAACGCUCCAAAAAGACGCACAAGUCUUAAUGGCUACACACCAUCCAAACGCAAUCCCUAACUUGGGAGAGGACACAACCCCACUGUUCGACAAAGUUUCUCUUAUCUCAAUCGCAUCCCGCAAUCACAAGAACAUGUUUCUGCCAGCCAAUGUCCAAUUCCAGUGUGACGGGGAAAUGUAAUUUACCACAGCUGUAGCCAUGGAGUGCGAUGCAAUCCAUGGUCAAAACCACGAUUAGAAUCUUGCACAAUUGUAGGCUAUGAUUUAUUCAUGAAAUAUUGAUUUAUUUGUAUUUAUUUAAGUUAUAUUUUAUUGUGAAAUCAUUCACUUAUGUUGUUUUGCAUAAUGCCGUGCGCAAUGUUAUAAUUUCUUUAUUAUCUCACUGAUCAUGAUCAAUACAUUUACACAGAGAUUAUUUUAAAAAGUAGGCAUGUGUCUUGAUAAAUGGAAGGAAAUCACGUAGAAAUGUUAGCCUAGUUUUAGUCUUGCUACUACACACAUUUCAAAUAAUUGAGACUAGUUAAAUAAAGGUUGAAUGAAAAAUAUAUACAUAAAAAGACACAAUUGAACGAAUAAGCUAUGUGAUGUGUAUUGCAUAAUGAGAGGAUAUCAGUACAUUUUGUUAGUGUUUUUUAAAACUCUUGCCAAAAUACUUGUUCUAAUUCAAUGAGGAUGGUGGUAGUGUUUCUGUAGCAAAGUAGCUCUCAAACACCAUGGGAGUAAUCUGUUUCAAAUCAAAUCACAUUUUAUUUUUCACAUUUAUUAGCAAUAAUGGUAAAAUAAUACUUAAUGAAAAGGUAAUUAUUUUGGUAUAAGUUGAUAUGUUUAAUCAGAUACAGUAUAUAAUAAUGGAACCAUAACUUGACAUUGUUUUGUGAAAAUAGCUGUAGAAAUCUUGUAAUCUUUUGCCACCUCUUACUCAAGUUAAGUCAUCAUUUAUUUAAAGUGCAUUUCACAAUGUCUCAACACACUUUACAAAUAACAUUUAAAUUAAAACAUGUAAAAUAUACUCAACCAUUUGUAAAUGAAUAUAGCUAGAAAAUAUGUAGAACUGAUUAUGUUCUUGCCAAAGCUUCACUAUAAUCGUUUGCAACUGUCUUCUGCAUAGUCCCUGACAACACCAUGUAACCCAUGGUAACAGAACCACAUCUUCCCCUCUGAUAAUUGCAUCUAUUUUUAUUUUAGGAUUAUUAUAUUCUCCAAAGCUGCUCUGCGGUGUUGGCAGAUAUAAAAUAGUAAAAUGAGCCCUGGCCCAAAAUCCCUAGGCCCAAAAUGUUUUCAGAAUCAGCUUUAGAACAUGAUUAAAUAUUCAACAUCUAAAAUAUCUCCCAUCAAAGCCAUUUCCCCCCAUGAAUCAAAUUUGAAUAAAUGGGAAGGGUGUCUAAGAUAUAGGGCUAUAUAUUAUAGGCAUUAUGUGAUAGGGCUCCCGAGUGCCGCAGCGGUCUAAGGCACUGCAUCUCAGUGCAAGAGGUGUCACUACAGUCCCUGUUUCAAUUCCAGGCUGUAUCACAUCCGGCCAUGAUUGGGAGUCCCAAAGGGCAGCGCACAAUUGGCCCAGCAUCGUCUGGGGGUAGGCGGUCAUUGUAAAUAAGAAUUUGUUCUUAACUGACUUUCCAGGUUAAAUACAAAAUAUAGUCUACUAUUCCAAAAUAAAAUACAUUUCACUUCACAUCUGUUAAAAAAAUUACUGUCAGAGUCACCAAAUUACACCAGUGCUGUAAAAUUGGCCACGCAGUUACUCAUUCUAUGUACUCCUAGUUUGUCCCUUUAGUUAGAAUUCCCAACAGCACCUCAGUCAAUCACUUGUAUGUUUCUUACCAAUCAGAGACAUUCUCUAUCACUUGCUUGUUGUAAGUCCCGCCUCCAGGUAUUGAUUUGCGGGGGAUAAAGUUUGGGUGUUUGUAUAGAAUUUUGUAAAAUAUGUGUGUGCACUGUCAUUGCUAGCUAAGUAGCCAGUUAGCCAGGCUCACUGGUUACCUUUUCACAGUGUCAUGAACACAGUGCUUUUCAGUUACAUUAUGCUUAUACGUACAAUAGUAAUAGCUUUGUUAUAGUAGUUACAUUCUAUGCAGAGUUUGUUGUACUGUACAGCCUGCUCGCUAUUGCAGCAGAUUACUAGCCAAGUGUCGCAUGUUGAGUCGUUUUGGUGAGCCUCUUACUCUGUUCGCCAUUACUUGGUUUAGUGACAGUUUUCUCACCAUGCGGUGGUCAUGUGUACUCUCGGGCCACAUUAUACUUUACAGUCAGAGCAUUUUGGAUCUGUAUUAUGUAGCAGUAAAGACUGCAGCUUUAUCCUGCUAUUGUCAUUCAUAUUCAUGUGCUGCAUUAUCAUUCAGUUAAGUCAAGGUGUAUCUGUAAAUAGCUUUACCCCUUUUAUGUAUUAUUGUGUACUAUAAUAUGUCCUUUUAUCUUCCACCCUUUUAGAACCACUAUCUACAGUAUAUUGAUGUUGUGUUUGUGUGUGGGGGGGGAUUCUUCCUGUCAAUUAAACCCCCAUUA
This is a messenger RNA of Oncorhynchus kisutch (coho salmon), 3703 nucleotides long. RefSeq names its product D(1)-like dopamine receptor. Gene Ontology annotation, biological process: adenylate cyclase-activating adrenergic receptor signaling pathway; positive regulation of MAPK cascade. Gene Ontology annotation, cellular component: plasma membrane. Bases 45 to 1385 code for a protein of 446 amino acids. Gene Ontology annotation, molecular function: G protein-coupled receptor activity. The transcript has a single exon. The record is from RefSeq and is a predicted model, not a curated record. Lineage: Eukaryota; Metazoa; Chordata; Actinopteri; Salmoniformes; Salmonidae.